AUGGGGGGUCCCCAUGGGGAAAGGGGGAGCAGACGAGAGGGCGGCGCAGAGCGGCCGGAAGUGCCGGCGCACGUGGCCGCACCCGGAAGCGGCAGCGGGCGGGCGGCGAUGAGCGGCGGGGCAGGGGCGGCGGCGGCGGCCGGGGACGGGGCCGGGGCCAGCUCCGGUUCCGGUUCCGGUUCCGGUUCCGAGCGGCGGGUCCGCAUCGUGGUGGAGUACUGCGAGCCCUGCGGCUUCGAGCCCACGUACCAGGAGCUGGCGAGCGCCGUGAAGGAGGAGUACCCCGACAUCGAGAUCGAGUCCCGCCUGGGGGGCACCGACCGCCAGGACCUGGAGCAGCCCGACAAAGUGGACAAGCUGCAGGAGCCACUGCUGGAGGCGCUGAAGAUCUACGUGAGGAAGAGGAGGCCCAACAAGCCCCACAUGUUCCCCAAGAUGCUGAUGAAGAUCACCGAUCUCCGCAGCAUCAGCGCCAAGGGCGCCGAGCGGGUGAUCACGCUGAAGAUGGAGAUCCCCGGGUCGAUGCCGCCCCUCAUCCAGGAGAUGCUGGAGAACUCGGAGGGCAUGGACACGCUGGGGGGGCAGCCGGGCAGCCCCCGCGCAGGCAGCCUGGGGCCCCCCCCGGGCAGCUGCAGCCCCAGCCUCUCGCCCAGCUCCAACCGCAGCAGCCCGGCCACGCACUCGCCGUGACCCGCGCCCGGCGCGCACCAGGACAGAGCCCGGCCGCCGGCACAAUUUGAGGGUGCGAGC
This is a messenger RNA of Cygnus atratus (black swan), 750 nucleotides long. Its product is annotated as retinoic acid receptor alpha. Gene Ontology annotation, molecular function: nuclear receptor activity; nuclear glucocorticoid receptor binding; RNA polymerase II cis-regulatory region sequence-specific DNA binding. The record is from RefSeq and is a predicted model, not a curated record. NCBI's taxonomy places the organism in Eukaryota, Metazoa, Chordata, Aves, Anseriformes, Anatidae. Gene Ontology annotation, biological process: regulation of transcription by RNA polymerase II; cellular response to corticotropin-releasing hormone stimulus; retinoic acid receptor signaling pathway. Gene Ontology annotation, cellular component: transcription regulator complex; nucleus.